AUGCAAAUAAUUUUAUAUGUACUAAUGAUUCUCGGAUCUAUUACGGUGAUCUUCAGUCAUGUGACGUUCACCAAUCUAAAGUGCGGCACAAAGGACACUAAGUUUAGCAACUUUAAAAAAUGUUACAUCAAAGCUGUGAACCGUACUCAUAAGUACGUUGAUCUUUAUAUCAAUCUGUAUCAAAUACCAGUGGAUAAUGUCACAGUUAAAGUAAAGUUAAUGCGUCAUGAUCAUGGCUAUAAGCCAUUUUUCGUAGACAUUACCUUUGAUGGCUGUAAGUUCCUUAAGAAUCAGAAGCAUCCGAUUGCAAGAGCGUUUUAUGGAAUUUACAAGAAUAGUUCCAACAUCAAUCACACAUGUCCGUACAAUCACGACCUUAUUGUGGAUCAUUUGUGGACAGGAAAUAUUGAAGCCGAUAGAUUGAAAUACAUUCCUAUGAUAAAUGGCGAUUAUGCGAUAUACACCGAAUGGUCUGCAUAUAAUGUUGUUCGCGCAUUUAUAAAUUUGUACAUCAGAGUAACGGGAAGACAGAACUAA
This is a messenger RNA of Drosophila takahashii, 537 nucleotides long. RefSeq lists its product as uncharacterized. The record is from RefSeq and is a predicted model, not a curated record. Lineage: Eukaryota; Metazoa; Arthropoda; Insecta; Diptera; Drosophilidae.